This is a messenger RNA of Symbiodinium necroappetens, 5016 nucleotides long. The record is from the annotation of a GenBank genome assembly. Lineage: Eukaryota; Dinophyceae; Suessiales; Symbiodiniaceae.
AUGACUUGGUGGGAUGAGCUUGAUCUGAGCCUCCGGAGGCAGAUCACGGAUGAAGGUCUAAGCGAUAUGCCGGUCGAGUUCUGGACGAAAGCCUUCUUUGUGCUAGUGCCGGGGUGGCAGGACGGCUCCACGGUUGUGCCGAGCAUGGCCAAGACGGUGCUCUUGAACUAUGUCAUCGGUGGUUAUGCUCGAGAUCUUGCUAAGUCGUAUCGCACAGGAUCCCUCACUGAGGGCUCGUCGGCAGUGCUGCCUGGUCGCUUCGUCUUCACUCUGCAAAUCUGCAGCAGCCCUGGAUCCAGCGCAGUGCAGCUUCACAGGCCUGAACUUACCGGUGUUCCGUCGUACGAAAGCGCCUCGCUGAACUUUAACACCUUGGACAAGAACAACCGGCAGCUCAAGCGAAUCUUGCUUGAGUCGUGGUACCCUGACCGUGUUCACGAGUUGCUCAGUGACAACGAAGAGGAUGCAGCUGGAGAUCCCGUACUAGACGAGGAGGAGUACGAGCCGGGCUCCCCGAAUGGUGGUGAUCUAGGGGAGGAUGUUGUGCCUUUCAUAAACGGUCGACUAGACAAUCAAGAUGAGGACGAAGAGCUUGAGGUUUCGGGGCACUCGAAUGAAGAUUCCAAUUCGGGCCAUGCAAAGCAACCUACAGCAGAGGUAGUCCGCACAGGCAAUGCAGGGGCUGCUGAGAAUGAGGAUUCCAGCGCAAAGCAACCUACAGCAGAGGUCGUGCACACAGGCAACGCAAGGGCUGCUGAGAAUGAGGAUUCCACUGCAAAGCAACCUACAGCAGAGGUCCCUGGGCACCCAGGCAACGCAAGGGCUGAGAAUCAGGAUUCCAGUGCAAAGCAACCUACAGCAGAGGUCUGUGUGCACCCAGGCAAUGCAAGGGCUGAGAAUCAGGAUUCCAGUGCAAAGCAACCUGCAGGGCACAUGUCUGACAACGGUGCUGUCCUGGCAUCGGUGGCUGAAGCAUCUGCGCAACCUGAGUUGUUGAUUGUUUCGGACGAUGAGGAGGUCCCUAGGAAGCAACAGAAGGAGGAGCUCAAGACCACCUUCCGCCGUGGUGGUCCCGCUCACGAUGAUCCCAGUCGCGUGGAGACCCAAACUUUCGAUUUGGAGGCAGCGGUUCAGAGCUGGCAGGAGGUCCGGAAGGAGGUGGAUCCAGAGCCGGUGGACCUGCAAGCAGUCGUGGCUUCGGAAGCUUCCGGGAAAUCUGAUGUUUUGCAACCAAAGAGGUUAGCUGAACUUGAGGAUGCAAAGGAGUCCGAAGUUUUAAAGUCACGUGGUGUUGACCUUGCUAGGGCACAAAGCUUCGCUGAACGUGCGCAGAGCUACGACGUGCAGGCAGCCGCCGACGAAGUUCUGACAAAGGAAAAGCAGGAUGCUAUGUUGACAGUAGCCAAAGCCCAGGAGGAUGAGAAACCGGGUCACGGCCGGGGAGGUCGUGGAAGGGGGGGCAGAGGAAGGGGUGGAAGAGGACGUGGCAAAACGGGCGACACGUCAAGUGGGGAUGGGCCAAAGCCGUCCGAAACCCCGGAUGAACGAGAGAAGCCCGACCAACCCGUGCGCAAAUCCAAGAACGUUGCACCCGAAGCAGCCGAGCCAACCGAAGCCAAGCCAUCCAAGCCAAAGAGGACCAAGGGUGCUCCGGAACUUGCCCACCAGCCCUCCAAGGCCAAAGGGAGCAAGGAUGCAAAGGAGAAUGGAUCGGAAGCCGAGGCGAGCGAAGCCCAGCCCGCCAAGGCCAAACCCACGAGGACCAAGGCUGCAAAGAUGCAAGCAUCGAAAGCUGCUGUGUCGGAUGAAGUCCAGCCACCCGAAACUAGGACCAAGGCUGCGCAGGACAAUGCACUGGAAGCCGCUGUGGCGGCCGAAGGGCCCGAGAAGAGGGGCAAGCGUGCAAAGACAUCGCAACCCGAUGCGGGGACCGAAGCCCAGCCCACCAAGAGGACCAAGGCUGCAAAGGACCAUGCUUCGGAGGCCCCUGUGGAGAGUGUGCCGGAAGCCGACCCCCCCAAUUCCAAGAGGCAACAGAAGGCAUUGGGAUCAGAACCGAAAAGGUCCAGGAAGAACGAUGCCGAGGAGCCGAACAAGAGCAUUCGGGGCACUGUGGCUGCCACGGACUGCAAGAAAGCUGCACGCAAGGCUAUCCGAGAUGGAUUGGACAUGCCUGGGUAUUGCUUUGUCGACAUCGAUUUCUAUUGGAGUCGCAAUGCUAUGGGAGUGAAGCUUCGCAACUGCUGGAGCAUCGAAGUUCUCUACUUGUGCUACAAGGAUGUGCCCGAGCACACUGCGAUGAUAACGAUCUGGAAGUUCGUGAAGCGAGCUGAUCUGGUGGAGAAGGCAAAGGCCAACAUGACGCCAGCACUUCAAGCAAAGCUGGAAGGGAUCAAGGACCAGUUUGCCAACAGGGCUGAGGUCAACACGAUGCCGCUCCUCAUGCACGCGGUCAAGUUCGGCCACACCAGAGGAGAAGGUUUUCAGCCAAUCAUUUUGGAUGAUGCAUUUCGGGUCUCCGUCUCCGAAAAGGAUUCAGUAGCCUUUUACAAACCUCCGGAUUGUGCUAGGGUGUACACCAUGGCAAAACGACUUCGGAGCUUGGGUUCAUGUCUCUGGGAGACCGACGAAGUGGUCACCUUCGAGGAAUGGCGUGCCUCGCAGCCGGCUGUUUGUUGCUGUGGCAAGGAUUUGCAGAUAAGGACCCUCCAAGACGAGAUUGAAAAUCUACGUGCCCUAGCCCAAGACCUGCAUGUCCGACUGAAAGUGGCAUCCCUUCCUACAGUGCCUGCAAAUGAGCUCACAGUGAAGAAGCCAGCCCUUUCCAGAAAACAACAGCAUGACUCAUGGCACUGGCUUUCCUUGCUGCCUCAGACGAUUACAGAAUUGCCUAGAAUGCAGUCUGAUGUAAUCCCAUCUCUUCAAAGCACGACCUUUGCCGAGAACCGUGUGGUCUUCGAGCUAUGUGGAGCGACGGUACCCUCUGCUAUCUUGGACCACUGCGAGAUCACCAUAAACUCCGUAUUUGCCAAAUACCCUGCUCUAUACAAGAUAGGCAUCACUCGCAACCCAGUCGAACGCUGGCAGAUUGGAUAUGCCAAAGAGACCCAUGCCUGGUCAGAAAUGAAGGUCCUGGUAGCUGUCGGUGAUCCAGUUGCCAUAGGUGCUGGGCCCUAUUUUGCAUAUGUUGUGUACCGUUGCCUUGUUCCACCUAAGAGUGCUUUGGCCAAAAGGCACCUUUUAUCGAAGGCAUUCAGCACGGCCACUUUGCAGGAAGCGCUUUCCUCGGUGGACCGGCAGCAGGUCAAGGAGGAGCAGCUUGAUGCUGGUAUCAAGGCCCUCGAGGCUGAACUCUUACGCGAGGAGAUGAAUGCAAAGCGUGGUACGAGGUGCACGCCAGUGGCUGGGGCCACUCCUUCACCUCAGCAGGCGACGCUUAAAAAGCAUAGGGGAGAGGUGGAGCCGGUGGAGCCCGAGGACUCGGACUGUGUGUUGUUGGAGAAUGACCAAGUGCUGUUCACGGCCCUCAAGGAUCAGCUUGGCAGCCCCUCCCCAGGCCCAUGUACAAUGGCCCCCAUCCCAGAGGAUCCCUAUCUCAUGGAUGUCUCACCUGCAAAGCCGAAGCACCUAUUCCUUAGUCCUUACAAGCCUCCGUCGACUCCAUCGAAGACUCCCUCGAAGACUCCCUCGACAAAGACUCCGUAUGAUCCUGUCGCAGAUGCUGAAACCCAGCCCGGCAAGACCCCUCAGCGAACCAUCAAUUUCAUGGACACUCUGGUCAUGGAGUCCCAAGGCUCUCCCUGCCCACCGACUGUGAUGGACCCCCAUGGGAACAAUGAGGUUGCAUCGCCUCCAGUUGCGAAUCCUGGGCUGGUUGCUGCUGCAGAUCCUUCGAAGGGUUCGGGUACGUCGUCAGGUUCCAAGGUGGACUCAGACGAGACCCCAGGUGUAGCAUCGCUCGAGAAGCAGUUUGGGGCCCUGGGGUUGAGCAUGGACUCAAAGCAGGCUGCAGUGGUAGCCGCUGCAGAAAUCGCAAAGGGCAAUGGAAGCACUGGUGGUUCUGCCGAACCUUCUAAGGAUGCUGAAAUUGCCAAGCUGAAGCAGAUGCUUUUCAUGAUGAGUGCCAAGCUUCAUGCUGAGAACGACCCCCAAACUCAGCUAGCACGUGAGGCUGAACGGGAGGCUACGCGUGAAGCUGUUCGUGCAGCUGCUCGUGAAGCUGCGCAGGAAGCCUUGCAGUCUGCUACGUGCCAGGCUGCCGCCAAGGAGCCAAGCGAGGGUGCCGAGGAGGUGGUGGGCCUUCAAGCGGCGAGGCAGAGACUGCGACGAAUGUGUGCCCCACGAAGCAGUGGCGCUCUUGUUGUACCGAAAGAGGUGCAUGAAAAGUACACAGCAGGAGGCAGCCAACGUGAGCAGCUUCUCAAGCUGCUUAUCAAAAACGACUUCAACAAGGAUUCUCACGAUCCAUACGAGCUGCUAUGCUCGAGUAUGCUUACUGACAGCUUCGUGAAGGAGGUUGUUGUGUUGACUGAGAGGGAGAAGGCAGUCUCCCUGGAGAUAUCCGGGGACUACUUCACGGAGCAAGAAUUGAGGGACAUGAAAGCCGACACGUACAACCGCAAGAAGCCGUUCAAGUAUUGGUACGAGACCAAAUGCACAGCAUCCAUGAAGCAGUCCCAGCUUCUACGCCAGUCUGAGACCGUGGCUUACGAGCAGGAGAUGGCCAUCGAUGGCGAUGAGGUGACCAUGGGCAGGGAUGUUGCCUUCGAUCUUUCGGGAUUCGAUGCUACCAUUGGUGACCACCAGCUUGUUGGUGGAGGAGCUCCGAGCGCCGAGGAUGAUCUUGGGCUGCCUUCGCUCGAAGGCAAGCGCCCGCAGGAUGUUGCCGAUGUCUACAGGAAGGCUAUCCAGACCCGCUCCCUCAAGGUCGCCAAUGCUUUGGGGUCUUUGGAAGCCCAUCCCGAAGACACUCGCCCUCCCGCCGUGGCUUCGUGCACUGCCUUGUUUGCAGAAUAG